This is a messenger RNA of Magallana angulata, 2268 nucleotides long. RefSeq names its product ADP-ribosylation factor GTPase-activating protein 2-like. The coding region runs from base 1 to 1668 and encodes 555 amino acids. The transcript has 13 exons. Gene Ontology annotation, molecular function: GTPase activator activity. The record is from RefSeq and is a predicted model, not a curated record. Lineage: Eukaryota; Metazoa; Mollusca; Bivalvia; Ostreida; Ostreidae. Gene Ontology annotation, biological process: COPI coating of Golgi vesicle.
AUGAAGGAAUGCAAAGUGGUGUCAGCUGACUUGUCAAAAACAACGUCACACAUCGGCAAAAUGGCAGAUGGACCAUCAAAAACCGAUAUCAAUGCUAUUUUUAAACGGUUACGGUCAAUUCCAACAAACAAGACAUGCUUUGACUGCAAUAGCAACAACCCGACUUGGGCCAGCGUGACAUAUGGAGUAUUCCUGUGUAUAGACUGUUCUGCUGUGCAUAGAUCUCUGGGCGUCCAUGUCACCUUUAUUCGCUCCACACAGCUGGAUACUAGCUGGACAUGGCUGCAACUCCGAGCAAUGCAGGUCGGAGGAAAUGCCAAUGCUACGGCAUUUUUCCGCCAGCAUGGUUGUACUACAACAGACGCUCAACAGAAAUAUCACAGUCGAGCUGCCAAGCUUUACAAGGAGAAACUACAUUCCCUGGCCACAAACGCAAUGAGGCUUCACGGAACAAAGUUACAUAUUGAUAGUCACCAUGACCCCACUUCCCCCACAACAAAAGAGGAAGUGGAUUUCUUCAAGGAACACGUGGACAUCAUAGAUUCUAAUCCGCUUUCUGACAACCAGAAACUCUUCAGUUCUUCAGAACCACAGCCAAUCAAAAAUGGCAACAUCAAGAAGGAGGAGUUUGACCCCAAUGAGGGCCCCAGUGUGGAGGCAGCACUCAGUAUGUCGCCUACUACUGCGGCAGCCCAGGCGGAACCUCGCAAAGCCAUCAUCGGCACCAAGAAACCCGCCGGCAGGAAAGGGAAGGGUGGACUCGGAGCCCAGAGGGUGAAGGCCAACUUCUCGGAGAUUGAGAAUAAAGCCCAGCAGCUGGACAAGGAGCGGGAGGAGCUGGCUGCCUCGCGGGCCGUACAGGAGGCCAAGUCAGAGGAAGAUCAGGCUAAACAAAUGGCCUCCAUGAGAUUAGCGUACCAGGACAUGAGUAUAGAGAGAAAGAAACAGGAAGAAAAGUUGAAGAUGUCCGAUCCUAAAAAGGCGGAGCAACUAGAGAGGCUUGGCAUGGGGUUCUCAUCGGCAAAAGGAAUGAGUCACUCGGCCAUGACAGACAUGCAGGUCAUAGAGCAGGAACAGCCCAGCUCCUCGCGCUCCUCAAAGUUCGACUCCUACGAGAAGAAAUCCUCUAAGGGGCGGAGCUUCUUUGACGACGAGCUGGAUGAAUUCUCCUCUUCAUCUUCCAGAUACGACAGAGACUUUGACUUUGAUAAAAAGGACUCGUUCAGUUCCUGGGGAAACAACAACAAAUCCGGAAGUUGGGACAUUGACCGCUUCGACUCCAAACAAAGCUUCUCCGACACCCUAUCCAGCAAGUCAAAGGAUGAUGACAAACAAGGACGAAGCAGGAAGGCCUAUGAUUACAGCUCGCAGUCGACGUCAGACGAAGCCCAGAAAAAAUUUGGCAAUGCUAAGGCCAUCUCUUCAGACCAGUUCUUUGGAAAAAACGAUGCAGAUUUUGAGACUCGCCAGAACCUGUCACGUUUCGAGGGCAGCAACAGUAUUUCCAGUUCGCAGUUUUUCGGUAACGAGCCCGCUGGGCGCAAGAACUACUCCAACAAUGCGCCCGAUCUACAGGAUAUAAAGGACGGGGUCCGCCAAGGGGUCACAAAGGUCGCGGGCAAGCUCUCCAAUCUGGCCAGCGGGGUCAUGAGUUCAUUACAGGAUUGACAAUGGCUGCCAUAUAUUCUGAGGACAAGUACAGUGGUUGACAAAAGCUUUAUCCUUAUUUCAAUAUUUAUCUUUUUACAAACUGGACAAUAUAAUUGGUGAUGGAGGCAGACUUAUACACACAGGUAGUUGUUGCUCCGGUCGCUAUCAAUGGUUGAAUCAGGCUCGGAAUCCUCGUUCCAUCUUCAGAUACUUGUGUUCCUGGAAUAUAGUCCUACUCCAACAACAGUCAAUUUAUCAGUGACCACAUUCAUUUUGUCUUCACAUUUUCACUGUGAAAUAUGAAAAAAUGAUAUUACAUGUAGAUGUACAUUUAAUUUCCUCCCCCAGAUUUAUCACUGACAUAGUCAAUUCAUGUUCAGGAUCAUCUAUAUUGCUGGGUCAUUUUAUUUUUCAGGAAUUUAUUUGUGUGCUAAUAUUAUCAUCUUUAGUUGUGAUGUCUAUUUAAGCUGAAUAUGCCAUUGUGAAAGUCAGUAGAAUUCUUUUUCCCACUUGCAUGUCAGAUUUUUUUUCUUUUUGAUUUUUUUCAUGAUAAAGCUUAAUAUAUGUUCAUGUAACUGUAUGAGAAAAGGGAAUAAAUAAAGAUAUAUGAACUUAAAA